AUGCUCUCGAGUGGCCACCCGUGUCUAAGAAGGCGCCUUUCUGCCGUCUUGGAUACUGUUGCGGCCGGCCCCGAAGAUCCUCUCCUCUUCCUCUACCCCCGAUGGGCCGCUUCUGCCCUGCAACAACGACGACCGAUCGCGUCUCUGACGCCUGCAGCAACUCCUAUAAAAUGCAAUCGAACUCCUAGCAACCCCCUGCGUGCCACACUCCCAUUGUAUCCAUCCCCUCCGUCAUUCCAUCGCCAGUCGAGCCGAUGGAGCUCUUCCAAUGCCACCGUUCGGUUCCCCAGUGAUUACACUUCAAAACUGUCUACACCUGCAAAAUAUGGCAUUGAUGGGUCUUCGGAAGGAGGGAGUGGCGCUGGUGGCAUUGAGUCAAGCCAUGACAUCAUGGGAUUCCCUGUAAGACUGUCAGGAGAGUCUAAUGAUUUACUUGAGCCCACGUCCGAUACCUCUGAAUCGCGUACCAAACGUCGCGGUAAUAUAAGUCGCAGGGAGCUGCGACAGAGACGAAUUGUGGACGAGAGAACAGCUACCCAAUCUCCUCGCGAAGAAGACCCGAAGACGGCCUCGCGAAAGUUAUUAAUAAACAACUUAUCCGUUCGGGAUCGGAGAAAGCUUCGCUAUGGAGAUUACUUGAGAAGGACACGUGGUCAGAGCCCGUUUGGAAACUCAAUGGAUAGUUGGAAUGACAUGAAGCUGCUGUUGGAAAAGAUACAGAAUGAUCCUCGCACGCAGCCCAAGAGAAGCACCAGAUCCAAAGAGUUACAUAUACCCGAGGAGACGGUAGCUCUUGUGGCUGGCAUCAUGGACACGAGUAUGAAGGAGAACAUCUGGUACGUACAUGUACGGAACGGGUGUAAGGUGCAAAUCUUGCACCCUAGAGAGGGCGACGGAACGAACCGCAAAGCCAUCUUGACAGGAUCGGAGCACGUUAUGGAGUUGGUUGAAGGCCGCUUCAAAAGCGCGCAAGCUGCUCAGGAUUUCGGGGAUCCUCUUGCCGAUAUCAGCAAGCCGCCAGUGCCCAUGUUCGUGGAGAAAGAAGUUCUCUCGCGCAGAAACAUUCCAGCUCCAAAGAUUCGUGGAGUUUGGACUUGGACCCGCAAUGCUGAAGAGCCGCUCACACUCAGGGACGUCCUUGCCUCGCGUCCGUCUCUAAGUUCUGUGAAAGACUUUGCGGAACAUGUCGAGGAUUUAACGAACGCACGAGAACGACCUAGCCCUGGCGUGCCGACACCUCGCAAUAUAAAAUGGACGCCACAUGCCAAGCUGAUCUGUCGUCAUCUUCUGGAGCUCUUUCGGCGUGACGCGUAUCAUCAAAUCAUAUCUACCGCUGCGCUGAAUCGAGCGUUGGAGUUUUUGUGUAAACACGAACAACUCAAUGCUGCUAGGAUUGUUUUCCUGAAGUCAGAACAUGUUGCGACAGCGGACACUUAUAAUGUUCUUCUGCGUUCCGCAGCGCGGCGUCACGAUACUUGGGCAUUUCGCAAGUUUUUGACCUUGAUGCCUCGAUCGAACAUCCGACCCAACGCAGACACCUGGCUUGCUUUGCUAUCGGCUCUGGUCACUUCCAAUGCGAAGGCGUCACUCAUUACACAUAUGGUGCAGAAUGGCUUAAUGAUGGAUGUGAAGGUGAUUCGAACAGCUCUUCAGUUGACAAUUCAAGACUCGCUUCGUGUACACCUUGAAAGCGGACAGAGUGUUAAAUCAUUCGUCGCUCUCAUGGAUAAAACUCACGGGGCAGGUUGGUUUAGUCCAUCAUUACUCGGACAAAUGUUCAGUGUAGCUGCGCGCUGCAAGAAUUUUGCCGCCGUGGACGAGCUGUUGGAUAUCUGUGUCGAGCAAAACUUUGACAUCGACAGCUCUGUCCUCAAUCAAAUCUUGCCCAUGUGUCGUGCCAACAUUCUUACUGCACUUCACUACACAUAUCGUUGUGUCAAGUUCCCUUCAUUCCGAUUUGCGCCUCAGAUAUGGGAGCGUCUGUUUUUCAUUGCCUUCAAAUCCCAUAACUUCAACAUCUGCCGAGUGUUGUGGCGAUAUGCCUGCAUGGAUGGGUCUGUAACCCGCGACAUGAGGAAAACAGUACUCGGCUCAUUGACCCGCAAUGUGUCUUUCAAAAAAGGAUCUGAUCAAAUGAGUACAAUUUGGCGCCUUGAUGCUGGCAAGAUCAUCGUUGGGAUCGAUGCACACUUUGAGGACUACAAGAUUCGGGAAUCUGUCUUGCAGGGAAUCCCCUCUGAGUUUCACGAUAUGCCCCUCACCUUCCUUACAUCCGGCUACAAGGAAGGCCAAGAACGCCUCCACCAGUUUAACCUGGCUCAAUAUCUGAUUUACCGUGACAUGAAAUACGGUUCCAAACUCUAUGAGCCUAUCAACUCCGUUUCUAUCAUGCUCCAAGCUGCGGCUAUCAUAGAUCGCGAUUGGAAGGGUGUCCCGCGUCCGUUGACGUGGAGGAUGCAAAAUGCCAUCCAUGUGCCAAUCAAACGCACCGGGGAUUGGUCCCAGAAUAUAAAAACUCCGCAAAGGUCUUUGGCGUGA
Messenger RNA from Penicillium odoratum, 2538 nucleotides. RefSeq lists its product as uncharacterized. The record is from RefSeq and is a predicted model, not a curated record. The transcript has a single exon. NCBI's taxonomy places the organism in Eukaryota, Fungi, Ascomycota, Eurotiomycetes, Eurotiales, Aspergillaceae. Gene Ontology annotation, molecular function: protein binding. The coding region runs from base 1 to 2538 and encodes 845 amino acids.